Messenger RNA from Homarus americanus (American lobster), 3473 nucleotides. RefSeq names its product glutamate receptor ionotropic, delta-1-like. Gene Ontology annotation, cellular component: membrane. The record is from RefSeq and is a predicted model, not a curated record. The transcript is spliced from 12 exons. The coding region runs from base 708 to 2693 and encodes 661 amino acids. Lineage: Eukaryota; Metazoa; Arthropoda; Malacostraca; Decapoda; Nephropidae. Gene Ontology annotation, molecular function: glutamate-gated receptor activity.
UUUUUCGGUGCUACUAUAGUAUGCAGUGGAAUGCAUACUAUAGUAGCAGCUUUUAUAUUGUUUUCUCUUUUUGUAAGGUAAUGUGUAGGUUGAGGAAUAUGGUGAUCGAGUCGAUACAGUGCUCGCCUCCUGCUCCAUACGUCAGUGGUACGAUCCAGGGUACCCCCAGUUCACCCAGCUGUAAAUGGGUACCUAGGUUUUCAACUUGGGGAAGUGAGUGUAAUCGAGUGCAGUAACGGCCAUGCUGACUCCUAGUAUACAGUGUGAUGUAUCCACACUGCUUAACGAGCAGUCACGCCUAUGAGACCCACUUUCACUUUUCUUUUUAUUCUCACUGUGUUACGUAGCAGUGGUAGACAACAUGCAAUGUUGAGUUUAACACUGAAGUAAAGAUAAAGAUCAAUGCUCCUUAACUUUAAAUGUGUAUUAUUGUAAAUGAACUGUAAUUUGUUAUGUACCCUUAUCAAUUCAUAUAUUUCCAAUUUAUAUUUUAGUAACUCGUGAAUUAUUUAAAUAAUCAAAAGUAGCUUCUUUGAAAAUCGGUUGGGUAGCCCUGGUCUAGAAUUUAACUUUUUGUAUUAAUAUCUUUUAUAUCUACUACGAGAAAAAUAUAUAACUUGAACAAUUAUACAAGCAGGUGGCAUGAGAUGAAGGUCACAGUGCUUGUGACCCACUGCUGAAGGAUAGGGAGGAAGAAGCGCCUCGCCAUGUUCAUGAUGGCCCUUGGGAGAGUAGCAAUAGUAGUGGCGGUGAUGGUAGUGACACAGGCCGCUGUUCCUCUCAGUAUCACUCAGUCUCAGCCACCAGCAGCAGGGCCACUUGUCCAGCAGCAGGAGGACGUGGUGAGUCUCCUGGGUGAGGUGGCUGGGGGGCGUCUCGCUGCCUGCCAUCCCAUCAUCCUCACACAUAACAUAACUGCUUCACCUCGCCUACACACCAUACUUCUCGGGCUGCAGCAGUCCAUGACCAAUGCAUUCCUCAUAUAUGAUGUAGAGACCUACCUCAGGAGCUUCCCGCCAGGUGUUCCGCUACUCCGACGCCUACCCCCAGAGUCUGAUGGUACCUACUGCGUCGCCUACUACGUUCUUGCUCCCCUUCCACUCCUCGCCGCCGCACUCUCCGCUAUUCCUAAGACAGACUGGUUCACCGGCGCCACCAGGUACUUCGUCUGCUGUACUGGGAGCAGCAGCAGCCUGGCCAUCAACACCCUGGAGGAGGAACCCUCUAUCCUGGCCUCUUACAACACCCUCUACGUCUCACACAACCCCUACCACGACCCCCAGGACAACAGGUCGUGGUCACUCAACCUCCUCUCCAACUGCCCGUUCUGUCGGUCUGGGGAGCCAGAGGUCAUCCUGCGGAACAAGUGGAGUCCCUGGCGCGGCCUCCAACACCACACUGACCUCUUCCCUGACCUCUUCCGCGACUGUAACGGCCACGUCUUCAGGGCCGUCACACUGAGUUUCCCUCCCUUGAGCCACUACUUGUCCGGUAACUCAACACAUCCACUGGUGAUGGAGGACUGCCUGGACAAACGAAUCAUCGACGCUGUCGCCCGAGUUCACAAUUUCACCUACGUGGUAUAUGAGCCAGCUGAUGGAAUGUGGGGUUACCAACUGGAUAACGGCAGCUUCACUGGGGUGUUGGGCGAUGUACAGCACUACCGGAAGGACUUCUCGUUUGGUGUAUCCUUAACGGCCGAGAGGGAGGAAGUUACCGACUGCACAGUUGGCUACUUUUCGGAACCUCUUAACUUCGUCACCAGCAAACCUAAGCCGCUGCCACAAUGGUUGGCUCUGGUGCGUCCCUACCAAGCGUAUGUGUGGCUCUCCUUCCUGCUGUUGUUGGCAGCUGCUGGACCCACCUACUGGCUCCUGCAGAAGCUGUCGGGGAGCUCCCAGCCCCUCCUAGAGGCCACCCUCCAUAUGUAUGGUGCUAUGCUCACUCAGGGUCGACGAUGGCCGUCCAGUUCGGCAGUGCGGGUGUACUCUGCUUCGUGGCUUCUCUUCUGCCUGGUGGUGACGGUGUCUUACGUGGGCAACCUGACAGCCUUCCUCACGGUUCCGGCCCUUUCCCCGACCGUCGACAGCUUGGAGGAACUCGUGAACUCCGACUUUGUGUGGGGCAUUAAUGACUUUGGCGCUGCUGACUACCAGCUCUUUAAGACCAGCAAGGUGCCCCUCUACCAAGAGAUCUUCAGGGGGCUGACGUUCUGCCCUUCGCUCGUAGAGUGCAUACAGCAAACCCUGGACGAACGUUUCGCCUUCAUCUCUUGGCAAACUUACCUGCGGGACGCCAUCGCCAUGUUCUUCACUGACAAGAACGGAGACACACAGGUGUACCUGGCCAAGCAGAGCUUCUUUCCAGCUGACGUCUCCUUCGCUACACAAAAGGGAUCACCCAUGAAGAGAAUUUUUGACAAAGUCUUCAAGCGGCUGCUGGGUGGAGGCUUUACUACAAGAUGGAUGACUACACUGAUCGAAGAGCACACGCUGGCCACCCGCAGGAAGGCCACGGCAGCUGCAGCGUUUUCGGGGGAGACGGAGGUAGUGUUGGAGGGGAAUCAACUAAGCCUCACCUUGCACCACCUGCAGGGAGUCUUCUACAUCUAUGCCCUGGGUCUGCUUCUCUCUGCUCUCCUCUUCGCCUGUGAACUGAUCCUCUUUGGUCUGUACAGCGACAACAAGAGCUGAGGCCAUCAACCAAUCCUGAAAGACGUGCUCAAUAUCUUUCUUCCAAUUUUCUUAUCUAAAAGAGAGGUUUUUCCUAACUCCAAUUAAAACUACAUAUCCCCUAAUCUGAGUGAUACAACUUCAAGGUUUAUAACACGUUUACUAAAAAAGGAAGUAUUUUACAUCUAAGAGUUUGUGUUUUUCGUUUUGUCUAACUGCGUGUGUUAAACAAACUCCUUUUUAUUGAUGAGUUAUUAUGGAUAAAACAGAUGCUUACGCAGGUUCUUUGUAAAUUUGCAUAGAUUUUCUGUGAGCUAAAAUCCUGUGUUUUGUUGUAUCUUUCUUCUUUUGUUCGUUAGGUUACUCGUUGUUUACCAGCGAGACAGGCUAUGGAGAGUUGCCUUUUUGAACAUCCGUCACUGGCACUUUCACUUUAGCGAUACUCCCAUUACCCCUCUGCUUUCUUUAUCCCAUCACUUUCUACUUGUGACUCUUAAAUAUCUUACAGCAGUAGUUCAUUCCACACACCUUCUCGCUUGGUACUGUACUGUACAUAACACUUAAUCGCCUCCUUACUAACCUUACAAGUUACACCACACCCAGCCGUACAUGGCUCUGUCCUUACUCACUGAACAUGUUGAUCCUCAAAUCCCAUUCUGAGAAGAACAAUAAGAAUACUGAAAACCAUAACGAGAAGAUGAAUAACAGCAUCAAGAUUUAGCAGUAUAGUAGUAAUAGAAAAAAUGUAAGAUCAAAUUUGGCAGCUGUUCUAUCUUUUCACAUUAAAUUUUCACUUCUAAA